Daldinia caldariorum is the source of this 1586-nucleotide messenger RNA. Its product is annotated as aldolase. Bases 245 to 1189 code for a protein of 314 amino acids. Gene Ontology annotation, molecular function: 4-hydroxy-tetrahydrodipicolinate synthase activity. The transcript has a single exon. Lineage: Eukaryota; Fungi; Ascomycota; Sordariomycetes; Xylariales; Hypoxylaceae. The record is from RefSeq and is a predicted model, not a curated record.
AAUAGCUAUCGAAUACGAGCUUGUCGUCAUGCCGACAACGGAAAGGGCGCCGAGGUCGUAAGAGGUCGGCUUAGAUGCACCGAACGAGCGCGAGAAAUGGCCCCGCGUUUAUCACCUAACCCGGUAUAUUAUUUGGGCGAGACCAACGUCUUCCAACUCAAACGUAUCAAUGUAAAAUUACCUUGGGUAGGUAGUUUAUAGAAGAAGUACCUAAUAUUAUAGAUCAAACUAUAUUAUAUUUACAAUGUCUUUCCCUAAAGUUCCUCCAAGCGGCAUCUGGGCGCCAGCCGUUACAUUCUUCGAUCCCGAAACGGACGAUCUGGACACGGACUCUCAAGCCACGUACUAUUCGUACCUAUCUAAGACCGGUCUUACCGGUCUCGUCAUCCUCGGCACCAAUGCCGAGACGUUCCUCCUCACCCGCAAGGAGAGAAAGACAUUACUCCAGACAGCCCGCAAGGCGUGCGGGCCGUCCUACCCCAUCAUGGCGGGCUGCGGCGGCCAUUCCACACGCCAAGUAUUGGAGUUCGUCACCGACGCCGCGGAAGCCGGGGCUAACUACGUGCUUGUGCUACCGUCGGCUUACUUCGGCAAGGCGACCACUCCAGCCGUGAUCGACAAUUUCUACGCCGAGAUCGCCACCAAGAGCCCCCUCCCCGUGGUGCUGUACAACUUCCCGGGCGUCUGUAACGGCGUCGAUUUGGACUCCGCUACUAUUGCAAAGCUCGCAAAUACUCACAGCAAUAUAGUCGGCGUAAAGUUGACUUGUGGCUCCGUAGCUAAGAUCACGCGUCUCGCUGCCGAACUACCGCCGGAGAGGUUUGCGACUUUCGGAGGACAAUCGGAUUUCCUGAUCGGUGGUCUAAGCGUCGGUUCCGCGGGAUGCAUCGCCGCGUUCGGCAACGUCUUCCCGAAAACCAUCGUGCAGAUCUACAAGCUGUACAAGGAAGGGAAGUAUCAGGAAGCGUUGGCCUUGCACCAAAAGGCCGCACUGGCAGAGCAACCUUGCAAAGCCGGCAUCGCUGUGACGAAAUACGCGGCUGCGAUUCACACGGCGAAGGCGGCGGGUAUCAAGGGUGCCGUGGACAAGUUGAAGCCGAGACGGCCUUACGUAGAGCCUACUGAUGCCGCGAAGAAGAAUAUCGAGGCCCAGAUGGCUGAGUUAGCGGCGAUUGAGAGUACGCUAUAGUAUUAGACAGUGUGAAAUGCCGCAUGUUGUGUACUACCUAGACUCAGAUAGACGCUGCAUAUCUCUAACAUACCAAUAUAAGAAAUCUAAGAGCCAACACUAUCGAUCCGAUGCAAUUCUUACUGAAUGUUACAAAUUUUUCAUGUUAUUGGUGUCAGUCCUUUCUAUUCUCCUUCCCUCAUGCGGUAGAAGACCCGAAAUCCGGAUAAUCCUCCACUAGCGAUAUAAUCGGCAUAAAACAUUUAUUCUGCGCCCAUUCGGGCGUCACGUUAUCGUCGUGAUGUUUGUACCACUGCAGUACCUGAUCCCAACUAAUCCAGUCCCAAUUCUCGCACUUCUCCGGCUCCAACAGCUACAUCAGUAGUAUUAUUAGCUCUCCCCAUCUAGAAAACAAUAC